AAUUCUGGGUUUAGUUUCUGUUUGUUUCCCCGGAAAAAAAACUUGAAUUUUCAAGGUUGAUCAUAGUUGGAAUCAUUCAAAGCCAAAAACCAGAUUGAUCAGUUUGUUAAGAAAGUUGAAACAGAGGGAAAAGAAACAAAACACCGGCGACGGCAAAACAAUGGCAGACAAAUCCGGUUCCUCGUAUUCGGACAUGUACCGGAGGUUCAAGCCUCAUAUACUUAUGGUGCUUAGCCAGUUUGGUUACACUUUCCUAUAUAUUUUCACUGAAGCUUGCUUUAAUCAUGGAAUGAACCCUCAUGUCCACAUUACGUACCGACAUGUUGUAGCCGGCAUCGUCAUGUUCCCCUUCGCCUAUUUUCUCGAAAGAAAAAAGAGGCCAAAGCUGACUUUUGCCCUUUUUCUAGAGAUAUUUGUUCUCUCCAUCUUAGGGGUGAGUUUGACCCUCAACAUGUAUUUCGUGAGCUUAAGAUACACUUCACCAACAUUCCUUGCAGCACUGGUGAAUACCAUAGCUUCAUUGACGUUCAUAAUCGCAGUUGUUUUCAGAUUGGAGGUCGUUAAUCUUCGGAAUCCACGAGGAAUAGCCAAAGUAAUCGGAACUUUUGUCUCCUUGGUCGGUGUAACAAUGAUGACAUUAUACAAGGGUCCUGCAGUAAAAAUCCUAGGGCCUCCUCUUGUUCAAAUUCAAGGCAAAUCCCCCAUUCAUGAGAAUUGGUUGAAGGGUUCAAUUCUCAUUGUUGCAAGCUGCUUAACUUGGUCUAUAUUAUACAUCAUGCAGGCAUUUACACUGAAACGAUAUCCAGCACCACUGUCAUUAACGACAUGGAUGAGCUUUGUUGGAGCAGCACAAUCAGCUGUUUUCACUGUCAUUGUGAACCAUAAACCAGCUUCUUGGAAAAUGGGGUUCAAUAUUGACUUCUGGGCUACUUUAUAUGCUGGAGUGGUGUGUUCUGGUCUGAUUAUAUUUAUUCAACUGUGGUGCACCGAAGUGAAAGGGCCUGUUUUUGUGACCAUGUUCAAUCCACUUUCAACGUUAUUGGUGGCACUUCUUGGGUAUUUCGUCCUUGGUGAAAGGCUUUAUAUGGGCAGCAUAUUAGGGGGAGCUAUUGUGAUAAUUGGACUGUAUUUGGUGCUGUGGGGCAAAGAUCGUGACCAGGAAGCUCAAAUUGGCACGGCAGAGCUGCCUUACUUGGCUUAUGACCACAAAAACGAUACUAAAGCACAUAAAAUCCUUUCAGUUGAAAGGGAAGCACCGCCAUCCGAACCUUGAAGACCAGCAUAUUUUGAUAACCAAAAAAAUAUCCCAGAAAUUAUAUAAAAAAAUGGGAGAAGAUGAGAGCAAAAAAGGGGAUAGAAAAAGCUUAGAGGAAACAAGUACAUUUAUGGAUCUUAGAUAGUUUUAAAUGCAUAUCUGUAAAUUAAUGUUCUAAAUUGGAGCCUGCCUGCUUCAUCUAUGUUUCUUUUCUGGUUGAAAUAUGAAAAUCUACCAUUGUUUUAA
Molecule: messenger RNA, 1501 nt
Organism: Gossypium raimondii (Peruvian cotton)
Lineage: Eukaryota; Viridiplantae; Streptophyta; Magnoliopsida; Malvales; Malvaceae
Product: WAT1-related protein At4g08300
Exons: 7
Coding region: 161-1273 (370 amino acids)
Cellular component (GO): plasma membrane
Molecular function (GO): transmembrane transporter activity
Source: RefSeq, a predicted model, not a curated record